UUUCGAAAUUAGUUCUAGUGAGUCUGUGAAAGUGUGAGCGACUGCGAGGCGCGAUCAAUUGGCAAACAACCGCAAGCGGAUCAACUGCUCCACACGCCACGCCGAACACCGUUGAAUAUCGCCGAACAUAUCGCCCAAUAUAAAGAGCGGCCUGGAACUGGACCACACCACCCACUAGCGACCACAUCACGAACACAAACACACAUCACGUGCAACAUGUCGCAUCAGUGCAGCUGCGGUCGCGACCUCAACAACAACUACGUCUCCUACACGAACGCCUACGCCAAUGCGAACGCCUCCUUGGACCGCGAGGCGGCCACCAGCGGCAAGUCCUCCGGCCCGCCGAGGGCCCAGCUGACGGCCAAGGUGAUGUUCGGCACGGUGGGCGCCAUCAAGGAGCUGCGCGACAAGGAGCAGCAGCAGCAGCAGCGGCAGGCGACACGGGCGGGCGAGCGGCGCAACUGAGUGCGGUGGCGGGGGCGGUCCAAGGGGCGGCCCAAAGGGGCGGGACGAACGGCCGCUGGAGCGGUCGAGUGCUGUGCUGUGGGUUGUCGGCGGGGAUCUCUGGCUGAUCGGAAGGAGGAUGACACGGAUAUUUGGAUUAAACAUAAAGAAUUCGCGGAACUCCGAGGAUCUGAUUGGAUCACAAAGAAUUCGCGCCAGGUGAUUCGGUUAAAAACAUAAAGAAUUCGCGCAAGUCUAAGGAUCUAGGUGAUUGGAAUUAAUCGUAAUGAAUUCGUGGAACUCCCGAGAUUCUCUGGAUAAUCCAAAUAGCUCGAAUCGUUCGGGGUACUGAUAACCCGAAUGGGCGAUCCCCGGAUCACGUUAGAGGCUUCAAGUGUUGGCAGGGGACAGGGCAAUCUGUGUAACGACAUUCCUUCUCAACAAAAACUAUCCAAAAAACAAAAAAAAACCAAGUACAUCACAUAUUUAUACACCUUUUUUUGAUCUGCCACACUAUCUCUAACUCUCUCUAUCUCCUGUUAGCUUCAGCAGAUUUCUAUAAUUCAAUGUAAAUUGUUUAUUACAUAUAUUUAUACAUAUACUACAUAGUGCAAUACUUUAGCUAUACACAAACACACACACUCACACACGUUAGCUAUAAGUUUGUUUUAUUUUGUAAGCGCACACGCAUACACUCACUCAUUUUACAAUGUUGUUUAAUUUUGUUUUGUUGUUCACGCGCUCUGCGAUUUUUGGGCUGCGAGUCUGGAGACUUCCAGGUGCUACCAGCAGCUCGAAACGCAAGGCACGUAGCCCACUCUACACACCCCCUCACCAUAUAAACCAUAUAAAUAUAACUACACAUAUGAGUAAUCUUUAAUGCCUAUACUACUGUUACAACUCCUAAUAAUCAUAUUGUAUAUGCCGCGCGGAGAGAGGAAACCGAAACGAAACGAAAUGAAAAACAAAACUUUAAAUUAUUCCUCCAAAUGGGAUGGUGUUUGCUCAAGUGAUUUGUACUAAAAAUGGAAGCGAAAUACAUGGAACCGCAUUAAUGGAAUCAUUGGAGUGCUGCAAAUGGCAAAUGUUUCGAGAGAGAAUUUAGUUUAGAGAGCGGAGCAUCUACAAUAUAUUUAUUAUACCUAUAAAAUAAUAAUAAAAUGUAUGUCUACCCGUACCACAUCUAUUUAUAGAGCUAAUCCCAACAAAGGCGAAUAAAAAUCGAACUUUUAAUAAACUGAAAA
This is a messenger RNA of Drosophila suzukii, 1688 nucleotides long. RefSeq lists its product as uncharacterized. Lineage: Eukaryota; Metazoa; Arthropoda; Insecta; Diptera; Drosophilidae. The record is from RefSeq and is a predicted model, not a curated record.